AUGAAUUUAGUCCAAUGUCUUGAAGAAUUUGGUAAGUAAAUCAGUUUUAUUUGUUUUAUCUUUCAGUUCUCUACUCUAGUCAAGUGAUUCGCCAUUCUUUUGGGGUUUUCAACGUGAAACCACAGCAUGUUUGUUAUUUUCCAUCCGAAUUUUGGGAUAAAUGUCGGAUUUUCAUUGGUCGAAAUGAAGAAACUGGAGGUCUAAUUGGAGCAUUUCGAGCUAGUGUUCUCGAUUAUCUCGUCAAGGAUUUCUUUGAUAGCCUCGACGAAAUUCUAACUCAUCGACGAUGGAGAACCAUUCUUCAAUCUGAGGUCUCAUUAGCUGCAGAUUCUCACUUCUUUGAACGGAUGUUUAUAAUCAGAGGUCUCAUUGAGAUCCGGGAAAGCAGGUUUAUGCGGUUUUGUGAAGAAGAUAUUGGUUUGGAGACUCUUCAGAGAACCAUUAUCGACGAUUUCCUCUGGAAAAGAGAGAUAAAGGAUCGUUUGGUAAUCCGGGAAAUCCGGAAGAAUAUUAUUUCAGAUGAGUAAGAUAAUUUAUUAUUUUUGUAUUAAAGAUUUUGGCUCGCAUUACAGUGACAUCUUUUCCAGGAAAUUCCAAAGAGUAUUUUCGUCAAUUGCUACCAAUAUAUUUGAAGAAUACAGCUACGAGUUCGGAUGUUCGCCAUGCCAGAGGAAUGAAAUCUGCAGAAAGCAUUCAUUUGUGUUCCGGAAGUUUAAAAAAUUACCGCAUUUGGUGCAUCGAACGAUAUUGUAAGUCUUUUUGAAUGUUUUUGAUUCAAGGUUUAGAGAGAAGGUGCACAAAUCUGAUAUUCUGGUACUUAGAACUGCAUCCGAAGAAGGUUUAUGUAUUUCCGACGAUUGUAUGGUAAAACGAAAAGUUUCAAUUGAAUUAGAUGAUAAAGUAAGUUUCUAUUUGAUUUUUUAGUAUUUAUUUUUAGGGGCGUUUCAAAUUUGUCUUGAAUCCUUUUGUAUCCUGGAGGCUUGGAUUCGACUCAAAAUUUAUUUCGAUGCAUUUCACUGAGGCCCAUAUUCCGUUACAUCUCGUUGAAGUUGAAUUGGAAGGUGUGAAGGAAUUUGGCGAGGAAAUAAUUCGAUUUAUUAACAACAAUCAAGUGGAAUCCCUAAGUUAUUCUCUGCAAUCCUUAUCAACACGAUCUUCAAUCUGGCAGAAAGAAGUGGAAGAUAUUCUUUGGGAGAUUAACCUUUACUUGGAUAAUAUGAAUAAUUUAAACGUGGUUAAAUUUGAGAAAGAUGCCCGAAGACGUCCGAAGGAGAGCUGGCUUUUAAACGGGUUUAGGAAAGAGGUCACCCAGUAUAAUAUUGUAUUUGUACGGAUAGAAUAG
Messenger RNA from Bursaphelenchus xylophilus (pine wood nematode), 1342 nucleotides. NCBI's taxonomy places the organism in Eukaryota, Metazoa, Nematoda, Chromadorea, Rhabditida, Aphelenchoididae. The record is from the annotation of a GenBank genome assembly.